Messenger RNA from Cercospora beticola, 2163 nucleotides. RefSeq lists its product as uncharacterized. NCBI's taxonomy places the organism in Eukaryota, Fungi, Ascomycota, Dothideomycetes, Mycosphaerellales, Mycosphaerellaceae. The record is from RefSeq and is a predicted model, not a curated record.
AUACUGCUCCCCCUUCGACGAGCAGCAUGAGCGCCUCGGUUGCAGGCAAAAAUGCGCCUGCUAGCCCAUAGUGCCGAAGCGAACACGCCUGCCAGCCGACGACCGCUGCCACAUGCGCGCCUUCGAGACCCGACGCAUGUACAGACUGUGUGGGUAAUAUGAAUUCUGGUACUGUGACUCCGCCCCCGGUGGCUACGAUGCGCACACGGCCUCGCCCCGUCUCGCAGCAAGGCGCGAGCCCUCAAAUACGACCGGCCCGUAAAAUAUUCAACUGCAUCGUAGACGACAAGGCGCUAGUGGCUGGAACGAAGCGUGCCACGAGACAUGGCAUACCACAAUUUGUGCGAAAUAACCAGAUUCGCUUGUUCAUCCCUUUGCACGCUCUGGAUGAGUUGAAUCGCCAGAAAAAUGGGACAACGAAACAUGCGGAGGAUGUCAGAGAAACACUCCAGUGGUUGGACAGUGCUACGGACAAGUUUCCCAACGCCGUGGCUGUACAAGGACCAGAAGAAACUUAUGAGAAAUGGUCACUGGUUGAGCGUUUCGCGGUGCCCAGUACCCUGUUCUCUGAGGACAACCACGAUCAUGAACUCGAUGCGGUCGAGUCUAGCGAGCUCUCAUACGAUACUGCGAACAAGACCAGCAUUGCCGAAGACAAGGUAAAGACACCCGUCAGCUCAGGUGCCACGGAUGCCACUCGAUCUCUCUCGCCUGCGUCUCUCCGCAGCCCACGUUCGAGUGCCAGCGCUAUCUCACCCCUGGCCGAUCCAGCAGAGUUGCCAGCAGUACCGCAGACCAAGAGCGUGGCGUCUCUCAAUGCGGCGGCGAGCAAGGUACACUCAUCCAGCGCCAGUGUCCCUGCCGAUCUACAGCCUCUUUUCAACUACAUCCUUUGGCGCAUCCAUCAGGAGCUCGAUCCGGUGGCCGCACUAGAGUCUUUCAUUUUCUUGUGCAAUGAUGGCCGCAAAGCAGGCUUUGCGAAGGGCUUCGAUAUUAAGACUAAGAGACUCGAACAACUUCGCGAGGCGAUAGGUCGGGAAGACCGUGAUUUCAAAAACCGACAAGCUUUACUCAGUCGCGAAAAUCAGAGUGUUGAUAUCGCGCAGCAUAUCUCUCCGGAGGUCGCUCACGUAAAGAAGGAAGACCGACCGAUCACGCCAAAGGAUGCAGUGGAUGCAGUGGAUGAAGCAGACGACGAGGUUAUCUUCAAGCCGCCGCGAGCACCGGCUGCAAUGCUGCAGAAGCCGCAGCCAAAUAUCAUGGAUCCCAACGUGUUCGAACGUGGCACCCAAUCCCAUCAGACGGCGACAAAGCCAGACCAGCCUAAGACGCCCCAAUCCCCCCGCUUCAGUAACGUGCCCGCCCAAAGAGGCUCGCCACGUGGCGGCCACGCGCUUCCAUUUGCCCCUCGCGGCAAUAUGCGUGGUGGUCGAGGCAACAUGCGCGGCAGCAAAUUCAGUCCUCGCGGCCGUGGCAACUUCUCUGGCCGUGGAGGCUCUGCUGAUGUAAAUGACCAAAACGGUACUGCUGUAGUGCCCCCGGCACCCAACGGACAGAUCGACCCUGCCAGCUUCUCGCGUCCCGAAGCUCCACGCCAGCAGCGCAAGUUAUGGGUUCCAACGUGAGAUCCUGAUGUCACUGCAUGUGCAGUAGCUAUCAGACAGGUUGACUUCAUAAGCAACAACAACAAUCGAGAAGUGGGACAGAUUUCGGCACAGAGCACAUUGUGCCUAGGGCUGAUUCGCGAUACUUCAAAUACUGGGACUGGUCAAACUGCACCAUGGGGAAAUUCAACAGAUUGCAAUCAAUCGGGCUAUUGAGCUAUGGCGUCGUGGUCAAGGCGCGAAUGGGCGGCGCGGAACCAGGCAAGUGCAUUAUCUGACACGAGAGGGUGAACGAUAAGGACUCGGAGGUGAGCAACGCGGAUUGCUAUGAGGAUUGUAUGCCGCACAACGCUGUGUUGUGCUCAUCAGUCUAGCGACUUGUUGUACACGACGUUUGAAGGCCGGCAACGGUGACGGCGAAGACAUCAGAGAUCGCCGGGCAUACAUAUAGCACAUUUGUGAAGCACGUGGCAGCGCGCUUGUGAUAGGCUCGGAGCCGAUUUCCGAUGCUGGAAACGUCAUCAGAAACUUGGUUUCCACAUCCACCUGCACCCGCGAU